This is a messenger RNA of Cladocopium goreaui, 1193 nucleotides long. Lineage: Eukaryota; Dinophyceae; Suessiales; Symbiodiniaceae. The record is from the annotation of a GenBank genome assembly.
UUGCGAGUUAAAGAUUGUAGCAAUCCGCCUGCUCCCUAUCUGUUCGCAGCACUAGUGACGUGCUGAGGCAAAGAUGGGGAAUAAGAUUUCAGCUCAUUGUCCUCUCAAUGAGCUAUACGAAGGAGAGGAGUUUGAGAGCAUUUACGAGGUGGAUGAAAGUCAGACAAUUGGCACUGGCAAGUUCGCCGUCGUUCACAUGUGCAACCGAAGAAGUCAACCUGAAACAAAAUAUGCCUUAAAAGUGAUCAACACCAGAGUGGGUGACAUGGCCAGCUUGAACCGCAUCCAUGAGGAGAUCAACAUUCUCCAGGUUCUUGGCAGCCACCCAGGUCUUGUCUCUCUGAUUGAUGUGGACGAGGCGAUGCCUGGUUCCAUCCGACUAGUGCUGGAGUUGUGUGAAGGUGGUGAACUUUACGACCGCAUUCAGCAGAAACAGUACUAUCCCGAAGUCGAGGCGAAAGCAGCCGUGCGCUGCCUCUUGGAAGCUGUAGCUUACAUCCAUGGUCAUGGGAUCAUGCACAGGGAUCUGAAGCCCGAAAACAUUUUAUUGGCCAGCCGAGUCAGCAACACAGAGCUAAAGAUCUCUGACUUUGGCUUAGCGAAAAUAUCAAAGGACUACCCUCGACGACUACCUCGCUCUCACUCCAUUUGUGGUUCAGACUUCUAUUUGGCACCUGAAGUGAUCAAGCAGGAGGAGUAUGGCAGAGAAAUUGACAUUUGGGCACUGGGCGUGAUCACCUACGUCCUCCUCAGUGGGGCCUUGCCUUUCUUUCACCAUGUCCUUCAUAAACUGUAUCGUCAAAUCGUGGAGAGGGAUCUGAGUUUUCCAGAUCAGGCUUGGAAAAAUGUGUCCAAGGGCGCCCUGGAUUUCAUCCUCCGGUUGCUGCAGGUGCGGCCAGGCGACCGCCUGACGGCAGACCAGGCGCUGAGCCAUCCUUGGCUGCGGAACAAUGGCAGCAGUGCGCCAAGCUUUAACAGCUUCACGAGUGCACACAGCGGCGAAGCCAUGGCACCGAACUACUACAGUGCCUAUGGUGGCUAUGGUGGAAUGCCCCGACCGAUGUUACACCCGCUGGAACAUGCUCAUAAGGUGUGAGAUCUUCAACCUCUUCGUUGGCAAAGUUCUGAAGCACGUGUGAAACGCAGAACUGCCAAUGAUGUAGCCUGGCUGCUUCUUUCAGGCUAGUCCAGCU